Punctularia strigosozonata HHB-11173 SS5 is the source of this 438-nucleotide messenger RNA. RefSeq lists its product as uncharacterized. The record is from RefSeq and is a predicted model, not a curated record. The transcript has 2 exons. Bases 1 to 438 code for a protein of 145 amino acids. NCBI's taxonomy places the organism in Eukaryota, Fungi, Basidiomycota, Agaricomycetes, Corticiales, Punctulariaceae.
AUGGCGCUCUGCGGCCGCACGACGUCUUCAACGAGCAACUCGUUCACCGAGGCUGUGGGCCCUGCGAGUGCGCUCUGGCUGUCGGAUGCCUUCGGUGAAGGUGCGCAGGCUCAUGAUCACUUCGAACGGAAGACAGAUGCUAUGAUGCCGGUGAACCCUCCCUUAAAGGCCUUCUUCCGGCGUUCGCGCUUGGGCAUCGGAGGAACGCCGGAGUGCGCGCGAGGGUCGGAUCGCAGCGCACAGGACAUGUACCCCUUGGCUUUUGCUCCUGAUUGCGAACGCAACCCCUUGGCACCGUCCGCUUUGCGGGCAUAUUUUUCCGUUAUCGUCCACCCGAAGGGAGCGGAAAAACCGGGUUUAUGCGUGUCGCUUUUGACUAGGAGCCCGGUCGGCGUCGUCGCUUCGAAGCCUCCGCCGCCGUCGUCCACGAGGCCAUGA